CACACACAGCAAAAUGCCUGAAGCUGAGGUAGUAUACUCCGAUGUGAAGCUUGCAAGAGGAAAAAAGAGAGCCAAUGAGGCCGUUACCACAUCGACUGACUCGACUUACUCUGAAAUCAAGAUCUCAAAGACUCAGCCAUCCACAGCAGAGCUGUCUGAGGAUCCUCAACAAGCUGUGGUGAGGAAAGGGUCAAAGGUCACCUCAGAGAGAGUGGUCCUGGUGGUUCUCAGUGUUCUCCUGGCAGCUGCUCUGUGUUUUACCAAGACUCUCUCUAAGAUAAAACCAUGCAGCACGGUGCAGCCGACCUGUCCAGUACCUAAAGUAAUAGAUGAUCCUUGUUAUAAAUGUGAAGAAGGCUGGGAGCAACAUGGAGGAAAGUGCUAUUACUUCUCCACCAGUAAAUCAUCCUGGGAACAGAGCAGAGAUGAGUGUAGAGCUAAAAGAGGAGAGCUGGUUAAGAUAGACAGCAUAGAGGAGCAGAGGUUCCUGGAGAGAAAACUGAGAGAUGUAAUGACUGAUUAUGAGGACAAGUUCUGGAUCGGACUGACAGACUCAGCAGUAGAGGGCAGAUGGUUUGACGUUUUGGAGCAACAAUGA
Messenger RNA from Maylandia zebra (zebra mbuna), 598 nucleotides. NCBI's taxonomy places the organism in Eukaryota, Metazoa, Chordata, Actinopteri, Cichliformes, Cichlidae. The record is from RefSeq and is a predicted model, not a curated record.